CCCGCAUUCUCUGACAUGGAGAAUUUUCAUGCUCAAUAUGUGAUGCUAGAGACUCUUGGCCAUGGAGGCUGUGCCAAGGUGAACCUGGCCCGGCACCGCCUCACAGGCACCCACGUGGCUGUCAAAAUGUUUCAAAAGAGGAAGUAUUGGUGCAACCUUCUCAUGUCUGAGAUACAGUUAAUGAUGAUGGCAGAUCAUCCGAAUAUCAUCUCUCUCCUUCAAGUCAUUGAGACCAAGAAGAAUUUAUACCUCAUUAUGGAGUUGUGCGAGGGCAAAACACUUUACCAACACAUCCGAAAAGCUGGUUACCUGCAGGAAGAUGAAGCACGCAAAUUAUUCAAGCAGCUCUUAAGUGCUAUGAACUACUGCCACAACCAGGGUAUAGUUCACAGGGACCUGAAACCGGACAAUAUUAUGGUAGAAGAAGUUGGGAAAGUGAAGAUCAUUGAUUUUGGACUUGGCACCCACGUGAAGUCAGGGCAAAAACUCAACUUAUACUGUGGGACUUACCCAUUUAGUGCUCCUGAGGUGCUCCUUAAAAGACCCUAUGAUGGGCCCAAGAUCGAUGUAUGGACUCUUGGAGUUGUGCUGUAUUUUAUGGUGACUGGAAAGAUCCCAUUUAAUGCAGCCAGCAAACAAAAGCUGCUAAAGAGAAUUGUUGCAAGAAAGUAUUCUUUUCCCUCUAGACUGUCAGUAGAGCUUUGUCUACUGAAAAAACAGAUUCUUAGGCAAUGUGACAGGCCAACCCGGGCUUGGCCUGUGAAUCCAUCGGUGACCCCAUUCCCUUCCCUUGUUGAUACUGCUACUUUCCAUCUCAGACUUCGGAGGAGUGAGACUAAACCCAGAUGUCCCUGGUCAUCCACCAAUAGGCAAGUGUCUGUCUGCUGCAAGAGUACUAGUAGGAAAAGAGACAGAAGAGUCAGUUGGCCCGGUGGUCUCCCCAGGCCACUCCACACAACACCCACAAUGGACCACACACAUACCCAUACUAGGAGUGUACCCUGCAUUUACUCAAUGUUUUGCAGAAUCCCCCCAAAGAGCAGCGAUGAGAGUACAGAAGGCCACACCUCAGCCUCAGCAGCAGAUAAGCCUGUCCACAGCAGGGGCUGGCCCAGAGGCAUCAGGGGGUGGACAAGGAAGAUAGGAAAUGCGAUGAGGAAGCUCUGUUGCUGUAUCCCAUCAAAAAAGACAUCUCACGUGGGGCAGAACAGAGUCUCCCCCCAAAAAUAAGACACAGGAAGAGUGUCAGGAAAACAAGCAUCCGGCACAGCCCAGAAGAUCACCAGAGGAUGUCGGAUGCUAUGAUUCUACAGUUAUAGUAUUGGAAAGGACCCAUGUAUAGACAUGGACCUGCAAAAGGGAAACUUGUGGAAAGGCAUCAUGUUCUGGGUUCAGCGUGCAUCACUCAGAGCCCCGAGUCCAACCAAGUAGGAAGAAAGCAAAUGAUGAAAUCCCAGAUGGCCUCUGGGAUCACCAUCAGAGCAGGGGCUGAAAGCCUGUGCAAAGCUGGUAGAGACAGAAGCCCU
Mus caroli (Ryukyu mouse) is the source of this 1526-nucleotide messenger RNA. NCBI's taxonomy places the organism in Eukaryota, Metazoa, Chordata, Mammalia, Rodentia, Muridae. The record is from RefSeq and is a predicted model, not a curated record.